UCGACCUUGUAUUCAGCAUACACCAUCCUGUAUUCCACACCAUACUUUAUUUCGACCAUGGCGCUGAGCACACUGGAGAGACAGCUUCUGCUGGGGCAGACGGUGGAUCGGAGCGCAGACGCACAGACGGAUCAGAGCGCAGAGGCGCUGGCAGCGCUGCUGAGCCAGGGUCAGUACGAGCAGGUUUUGCGGUCGGAGGCAGCGCAGUAUCUAUUCCGCACGCUGGCCGCAGACGAGGACGUGACGGCGUCGUCUCUGCAGGCAACAGCGCAGCAGCAGGCGCAGCAGUUCGCCACGCAGCACGGGGCCGCAGGCUGGGCAUCUCUGACAUGGAUCGGAGCAGCAGCACUGCAGGCGUUCAUCCAGACGAACUGGACGGGCCCCGAGUUCCUAAUGGACCCGGCAGAGCUUUUGCUGGCCGUGGCAGACAAGUACAAGGAAGGGUUUAUUGCAGCCGCGCCUACAGAGCUGCCCGAAGGCGCUUCCAAGCACGAGAUCGGGCGACGUGACCAGCUGGGACGCGUGUAUCUGGGAGCGGAGCAGAGCAAGGAGCGGGCGGCGCUCGACCAGUCGCUACUGGAGAUGUUGGCAGCCGACGGCGAGGAGGCGUAUACGCUGACGCCGCGGCCGCUGUUUCUGGCACUUGCCCGCUGGCUGCUGGUGGACAUGGCGUGUGAUGAGCGCGACCAGGCGGUAGGCAGCGCAAGGUGGUGGGCAUCCCGUGCUUUGCUCGCACAGCAGAGCCUUUUGGAGUACCCGGCCCAGUCGCUGCUGGACCAGAUCAUGGACGGCUACAGUGCCGUGGAGCAGCAGAUGCCGGCGGCGCCUGCCGAGCCGGUGCCGGAGCUGGGCGAGGACAGCAUGGUGGAGGUGCAGGAGACGGUGCAUGAGCCGAUGAGCCGGUCGGCGGCGACCCACACAUGGGAUGCGGUGGGGGCGGGCGACCGCGAGCUGUGGGCAAGGCUCAGCAUGGAGCACGGGGUGGCCUAUGCGCAGCACCAGAUGACGCGGGACGCGGUGCAGCAGCUAACGGCAGCACAGGCGGCCAGCGGGCUGCAGUGGGAGAUCACAGGCGCCAAGGGCAAGCGCACGCGGUUCCAAGAGUUCGACACCGCGCAGCUGGUGCUGCUAGCGCAGAGCGCCCAGCCGGCCCGCAAGGCAGAUCAGGGGGCGGCGCCCGAGAGCUUUGCGCUGAACGACGACACGCUGCUGGAGCAGAUUGCAUUCACGGAUCUGGACAUAUCGGGGCAGCAGCAGCUGCGGGGGCUGGACGCGAGUGUUUUACUGGCGCUGUGCCUGAAUGUGCAGAACGAAAACCCGGCCCAUGGUCUGACGUCCGAGCAGAUGAUGCCGUUUGUGGUGCGUGUGCUGCAGCACCCGGGCAACUGGAGCAUCUACACCAUGGCGUUGCUGCAGCGGUCGCGGCUGGAGGCAGCCAAAACCCGCACUGUGGAGCGUGCGACGCUGCAGCUGCAGGCCUUGGUCGACCAGAUCUCGCACCCGCUGCCCGAGGCCCACGAGGCAGGGCCAUGCGAGCGCCUGCAGUUCUUCCAUGCGCUGGCGCUGCCCAGCCAGUGGGAGCUGGAGCGCGAGCUGGCCAAGCAGUUCAUGGCCCUGGGCGUCGUGCGCUCGGCCCUGGAUAUCUUUGAGCGCCUGCACAUGUGGGACGAGGUCAUCGCGUGCUACCAGAUGCUGGGCCAGGAGGAGGUUGCUGAGCGCAUCAUCCGCGAGCAGCUCGACUUGGCCCCGAGCCGCCCCAAGCUGUGGUGCCUGCUGGGCGACCUCAAGCAGGACCCGGCCCACUGGCGCCACGCCUGGGAUGUCUCGGGCUGCCGCUACGCCCGCGCCAUGCGCUCGCUGGGCGCCUACCAUUUCGCGCGCAGCGAGUUCGGACGACUCCGUCACGUGCUACAAGCGCGCGCUGAAGCUCAACCCGCUGUUCGAGCGCUCGUGGUAUAUCCUGGGGUGGUCCAUAUUGACUACGAGAACUCGGAGGCCUGGAACAACCUGGCCAGCAUCCACAUGCGGUCCAAUGACGCGUCGCAGCGCCAGCAGGCGUGGUAUGCGCUGCGCGAGGCCCUGAAGGGCAAAUACGACUCGUGGCAGAUCUGGUCCAACUUUUUGACCGCAUCCAUGGCGCUGGACCAGAUCGGCGCCGCCAUCCACGCCCUGGACCGUAUCGUGCAGCUGCGAGCCGAGAAGGACGGCGCUGCCUGCGUCGACCUGGACAUAUUGCGGGGGAUCAUCUCGUCGCUGACACGCGGCACCUUGACACGUAAUGACAAUGAGCGCGAGGCCCGCCGCAAGGAGCAGCAGUACUCAAAGUACAUUGAGCACCUGCUGAUCACCAACUCCGCCCCGCUGUGGCGCGCCAUGGCCGACUUUUGGUUCUGGCGCCGCGACUACAAGCACUGCCUCGACUGCUACAUCAAGGCGUACCGCUGCUACUCGCAGAUGCCCCAGGUGUCCUACGCCCCGCCGGUCUUCAAGGAUGCCGUCGAUGCCGCCCUGGAGCUUGCCGACAUGUACGAGAACCUCGGCGACAAGGUGCAGGUUGUCAAGGCCCCCUCUGCCCAAGACGGCCAGCAGCAACACGACCAGGAGGUCGCCGGUGACGACCAGCGCAAGGCCGCUGCCAUCGAGCAGCCCGUGUGCAGCGACUGGAAGCACCAGACAAAGAUGCUGCUCAGGGGCCUGAUUGGCAAGGGCAAGGGGUCGUUUGAAGGCACCCCGGACUACGAGCGGCUCGUUGAAGCACUGAAGGAGCUCCGCCAGGCCUGA
This is a messenger RNA of Linderina pennispora, 2781 nucleotides long. RefSeq names its product TPR-like protein. The record is from RefSeq and is a predicted model, not a curated record. NCBI's taxonomy places the organism in Eukaryota, Fungi, Kickxellomycota, Kickxellomycetes, Kickxellales, Kickxellaceae. Bases 58 to 2781 code for a protein of 907 amino acids. The transcript is spliced from 3 exons. Gene Ontology annotation, molecular function: protein binding.